CCUUAUAAAAUAAAACAAUGUGCAAGCAUAUCCUUAACGCACAGGUUUCUAUUCGUGCUCAAUGCUGUAAAAAAUGGUUUGACUGUCCUGAAUGUCAUGAAGCUGUUUCUGAUCAUCCCUUGAGAAAGACAAACGAAAUGGUCUUUGCUUGCAAGAAGUGUAAAAAGGCCUUUAGAAAGGAUAUAACGGAUUAUGAAGAAGAAGAUGAGUAUUGUCCUCAUUGUGACAAUAAAUACGUACUUGAUGCAGUUACACCUGAAGCCACACUUGGUAUUGAAACAGAAGAUAUUCGUGUUGAUAAUAGAGUGAUGAAGGAUGAUAGAAUUAAGAUAAAGCAAGACCAAGUCACAAGUAUCUUUCAAAUUGAUGGAUCUCACAUGUUGGGUUAAUGGCGGGGAGAAGAUCCGUUUCUAAAUCAAGUAAACAUAUCCUCUGCCCAAAAACACAAAAUUAUGCCUAUAAUGGGUUGUUUGUACCAUUAAGAAAGAACAUUUUUCAAUUGAGAUAAACCAGUACUCUUUCUCUCUUUUUCUCUUUUUCUUUA
Molecule: messenger RNA, 544 nt
Organism: Gilbertella persicaria
Lineage: Eukaryota; Fungi; Mucoromycota; Mucoromycetes; Mucorales; Choanephoraceae
Exons: 4
Coding region: 18-389 (123 amino acids)
Biological process (GO): protein import into mitochondrial intermembrane space
Cellular component (GO): mitochondrial intermembrane space
Molecular function (GO): zinc ion binding
Source: RefSeq, a predicted model, not a curated record